Messenger RNA from Haliotis rufescens (red abalone), 1947 nucleotides. RefSeq names its product transmembrane protein 14C-like. The record is from RefSeq and is a predicted model, not a curated record. Gene Ontology annotation, biological process: regulation of heme biosynthetic process. NCBI's taxonomy places the organism in Eukaryota, Metazoa, Mollusca, Gastropoda, Lepetellida, Haliotidae. Gene Ontology annotation, cellular component: mitochondrial membrane. The coding region runs from base 14 to 451 and encodes 145 amino acids. The transcript has 5 exons.
GUUCUUCGGUCGGAUGGAGUGCUUGAGUUUAGCUGCUUUGAACAGUACUUCACAGCUGUGUAUCAGACUGAUGUGGGAAAAACCAUCCAAAGUGAUGCUGGCCUUGGACGUUAGUGAAGCAAGCACAGCACCUGCUGGCAAGAUGGCGAUCGACAUCAUUAGUUUUGCUUAUGCUGCGACUAUUGCCGCUGGCGGAGUCUUAGGAUAUGUUAAAGCAGGGAGCAUGCCCUCUCUGGCAAUGGGUGUGGCCUGUGGAGCAGUGAUGGGAGUUGGAGCCUACCAGACAACAAAUGAUCCUAAAAAUGUGUCCUUAUCCCUUGCCACAAGUGCGCUAUUGACGGGCGUCAUGGGCUACAGGUUUAUCAGCUCGGGCAAGUUCAUGCCAGCAGGGAUGGUAGCAUCUUUGAGUUUAUUAAUGCUGAUGAGGUACGGGUAUCGACUAACUCAGUGAGCUGUCAGGGACCUCGAAGUGGAAACAUCAUCGCUUCAUCAUCAACCUCCAUGAAAUGUCAUUGUCUGUGACAAUAAACAGUAGAUUAUAUUUUUCAGUCAAUAGGACUUGACUGUUUUUAGACUAAUUUGCUCUCUUUUUAUUACACCAUCAAAAUGCCUUUUGCCAAAUUUCCUUUCUCUGUAGAAGAAUGUCUUACCCGGUACUCUCUAGUUUUUGUUUUGCAACAACCGUGAACCGCAAGGCAAGACAACUGUAGUCCUGUUUCUGUAUCUCUAUAAUAGAUAAUUUAAAACAUCUUAUAACCUUCUGUGUCAAGAUGGGUCAGAGUCGGCCACUCAUGUUGCUGUCAUUCUGUACAGAGUAGUGGCCCUUAGUCAUGCCUGGAUCUGCAGUAUGGGUUCCAAUCCCAGAUGAGACCUGAUUAUAAUUAUUGAUUGUCAGCCUGCUGCGAUAUUUUUGGAAUAUUGCUGAAAGCAGCGUAAAACAAUAUUCACUCACUCUUGGUUGUCAGUACUGUACACAACUUCACCAAAGAGGUACACGUUGCAUUAUUUCGGGCAGUGCUCCCACAUCAAGAUGACACGCCAUGAUACAACUGAAAUACUGUUCAAAGCGGCAUGAAACACAACUAACUCAUGCCAAAAGGCAUCAAAAAGAUAAGAUUGCCAAUAUUAUCCCAUCAAUCAAAUCUCAUCACAUUCCUUUGUCAAUGAGGGUUCACUUGGCCCAUGCCCUGGUGCUUGAUGAGACAUUAGGCCAUGAAAGUAGUAAUAUCUUCAGGGGCUUAUUUGCAGAAUGACUAGGUCACCAUGCAUCUUUUGUUUUACUGAGAAAGAGGCAGAUCACAGAUUUUGAUAGAGAUUAUGUAUGUUAAAGAAAUGGUUUGUAGGGUUGUGUAUUGGUAAACAAAUUGUAUUGCAAAAUAUACGUUGCCUGUGUCUAUAUUGCGAUACAUCGUAUGAUAUAUUGGUAGCUAAAGUGUUUGACAGUGAUUUACACUGACUGUCCAUUCAGAUACUAUUUUCUACAUAGUAAUGUAAAUUUUACUCAGCAUGGUCAGUUGCCGCCAUUUUGUAGUUAUGGAUACAGGGGAGAUAAAGACAAAAAAAUCAUUUCUGUGUUUCCGGGAUUUUUUCAAUUGAUUUUGAAAGGAAACCUCGUUUGUGAAUAAAUUUCUGUGCAGAUUUUAGGUUAAGUGAUACAAAUAACAAAAAUUGUUGUGUUGUUUUUACCCAAUAUGCUGGAACACAGAAAAGGAUAUUGUAAUGUGUAUAUUGCAGCAUACCAGUAAUACCAUGAAGUCCUAAUGGUUUAAAUAAUUGUUUAUGAAAGAAAUGUCCAGUGAUGGACCUUAUUUGUAUAUUGUUGUGAUUAAAUACAGUGUUAAUUUCGUACAGAUGGUGAUGGUUUCUGUGGUACCUUCAUCUCACAUUUGUGUGCAGUUGAAAUGUGUAUGCAAGUGUAGAAAUAAUAAAGAUUUGUAAAAAAUGUGA